Molecule: messenger RNA, 8320 nt
Organism: Doryrhamphus excisus (bluestripe pipefish)
Lineage: Eukaryota; Metazoa; Chordata; Actinopteri; Syngnathiformes; Syngnathidae
Source: RefSeq, a predicted model, not a curated record
UGCAAAUCGUGAAAAAAGUGAAGUCGUAAAAAUCCCAGUUAAAUCUCAAGUCAAGUCUCAACAGAAUGAAAUGGUCGGUGUAACACAAUCAUACACUGGAACUGUCACCGCAGCGUCUUCAUCCAACAUCAGCCCAGGAGUGAGCCGCAUGAUCAAUACCAACGAGAGCGUUCCUGAUGCACCUUUGGGACUAGAAGGGGAGGCUGUAGGCUCCAAUGGGAUUCUGCUUUCUUGGACAAUGCCUCCUGGUACCAGCAGCAUUGAUGGAUAUAUAAUCAGGUACAAGGAAGUGUGUCCCUAUCCGGAUCCUGUCUUCACACAGGUGACCAAGUUUCUGGAUGUACCAGAGACUCUGCUCACUGACUUCACAUCCGGCUCGACAUACCAUAUUCAGGUGGCAGCCUCUUCUCCAGUAGGUAUAGGACCAUUUAGCAAAGCUGUCUACGUAAAGACUGCUGAGUCACCUCCCGGUUUGGUGACCAACUUAACAGCCUUUGCCCAGAAUCACACCUUUGUCCUGGUCACUUGGUUCCUGCCACACCGGAUUAAUGGCCUCAUCACAAAGUUUGCUGUCAAAGCCAAACACGCUCGCACAGGACAGACGGUCCGUGACCUUGAGGUCAAUGCAGAAGAUAUCAUGACCGGAGCGCUGCCUCAUUGCAAUGAUGCUGCAGAUAUUCUGUCUCGUGCGACCCUCAGUCCCUUGGAAAUGACAUCAUCAUCUUCUCCACCUUACACCCUCACCGCCGUGCCCCCUGCGGCCGCUUGGAGCGUCCCCAUAUCAGUAGGAGUUGAUCAGCUUCGACCUUACACUGCUUAUCUUUUUGAAGUGUCUGCAUUCACGUCAGAUGGAGAAGGACAGAUUGCGUCUACUAUGGUUCGCAUGCCCGAGUCAGCCCCAGAAGAUCCACCGCAGAACCUCUCAAUAUUAAAUGUGACAUCUCGAUCAAUAUCCUUUUCCUGGAACUCACCCACCAUCAUCACAGGAAAAUUCACCUACGUGGUCUUCCUAUAUGGCUCUACAGGAUAUUUAUAUGAAAACAGCACAGCAGACAUGAGGUUCGCUUUCACCGGUUUGACUCCCUACACCAAGUACACCAUUGCUGUUGGCGCCAAAGCGGCCGGAGAAGUGGGUCCAAUUGCUCAGGAGGAGGUGAUGACAUCUGCUGAAGCACCCAGUGCAGUUCAAGACCUGAAGGCAGUUGCAGAGGAUGCUGUUUCAAUCCGCGUGACUUGGAGAAUUCCAGCCCAACCAAAUGGUCCUAUUACCCAGUACAGACUGCAGGUCCUGCUGAAUGAAACUUUAUUACAUGACAUCACCCUCAAAGCAGAACCGAAUACGACUGGUUCUUCCGAAGGUGAGACGCUUGGCCCUGAUCAGCAUUCUGUUCAAGGGCGGCGUAGGAGAAAUGCUGAGCUCAGUUUGACCUUCACCACUGCUGAUUUUGACCCCACACAGUCAACUGCCAGGACCUCAUCCAGCCUCUCCUUCUCUCCACUCACAAGCGCUGAGGAAAGCACACACACCGCUGAUACACCUUACGAGGGCUUUAACCCCUCUUUAACCCCCUCGCUCACUGAGACGUCCGAUGACACUUACCAGUCUUCUUCACCUCCUCUUACACCAAUACCUGUGUCGCCUGUUACGCUUCCACCAUGGCUGACAAAGCACGCUGAGGACAUGACAUCUGAAUCAUCCUACCUUACUCUCACACCAGGCCAGAGCCGCUUUUCCACACGGCAUGCAUCCUUCACGGCACAUUCAUCAUCACAAAACACAGCGAGUUCUACUAAAGGUGUGAUUGUGCAAGAAGAAAUGAUGAAUGUGUUGAUGGAAGAGCUGUCUUACCUGGUGUCCGGUCUUGAACCCUUCACCGAGUACACCUUCAGGGUCACUGCCUCUACGUUAGUGGGCGAAGGACCAGCCUCACACAUCACUGAGAAGACUCGAGAACAAGUCCCCAGUUCAGUGCUCGCCCUUUCUUACCAAAACAUCAGCUCCACUUCCAUACGUGUGAGCUGGAUGCCUCCACUCAACCCCAACGGGCGGAUCACGCAUUACACCGUCUACGGCCUUGAAGUGCACAGUGGUCAAGCUCUGAUAUGGUUUACUAAUUCUACCAGCAUGGUCAUAACAGAUUUGAAGAAGUAUACUGGUUAUAAGCUACGUGUGGCGGCGUCUACAGCUGUGGGAGAGAGCUUUCUAUCUGAGGAAGAUUACAUCUUUCUCCUCACAUUAGAGGAUGAGCCAGACUCACCACCUAUGAACCUCAGUGUGGUGGACACCAACCCGUCCACGGUCAUCCUGACCUGGUCUGCUCCAGAGGAAGCCAAUGGUGUGAUCCAACAUUACUUGGUCCACUAUGAGAACCGGUCGUAUUCUUCUUCAGUGAACACCUCCACCAACGAAGUUACUCUCGUGAACCUGAAGCCAUUCACGUACUAUAAUGUCUCUGUGAUGGCGUUUACACGUUAUGGCCACGGCAACCAGACCUCUGAAUAUUUAAGCAUCUUAUCUGGAGAGGAUGUCCCGGGCAGUCCUCCUUACAGCCUCUCCUAUGAGUCACUCAGCCCAAAUGAGGUCAACGUGACCUGGCAGCCUCCUCUCGUGCCAAACGGCAUCAUCACCCACUAUAGCCUGCAGCUGUGGAAUUCAACCCAUUACCUGAAUCUCACCUCCCCGACCAACUUCAUCCGCAUCACACAUCUCAGGAAGUUUGCACGGUACAGGGUCAUGGUGCAGGCGCAUACACGGGCUGGACCAGGGAACUUCAGCACCGAGCCGCUCAACAUCACCACGUUGGAGGAUGCUCCUGACACGCCCCCUCAGUUCCUCCAUGCUCAGAAGUUGUCCGACUAUGAGGUGGAGUUAUUAUGGCAACCACCACUUGAAGCCAAUUCAGACAUACUCUACUAUCUUGUAAGAGUUUGGAAUGAAACAAUGGAUCUGCUGCAGAAUGUAACUGAGACAUCAGUGCUUAUUAAUUUGGACCCUGAGAGCCACUACAAUGCAUCAGUCUCCACCUGGACCAGAAUGGGAGAUGGAGGGGUGCAGGCAUACCUCAGCUUCACCACUGAUGCAGAGCCAUUUGACCCACCCCGGAAUGUGAAAUUUGCAAAUGUGACCGCCUCCUCUGUCAUCGUGCUGUGGCACCCACCCUCUGAACCCAAUGGAAUCAUUGUUCACUACUCAAUUUACUACUCUGAUAACAACACUGUGGCUGAGCAGAGAGUUCCCGUUUCAGAACUGUUUGUCCCUGUAUCACCGGACUCAGUUCUAUCCUGGACUCUGACUGGCCUUAUUGGGGGUACUAACUACACAGUGUGGAUGACCUCCAGCACUACAAAAGGGGACGGAGGCGUCCAAAGCGAGCCACUGACUCUAGUCUUACCUGAGGAUGUGCCAUCUGACUCCGUGCACAACCUGACCGCUCAGAUCUUCAGUUCCACCGCCAUCAUCAUCAGCUGGGACCCUCCCUUGGAGCCAAAUGGCCGUCCUUACUACCUGCUCACGCUGCAGGAGGCCGGCAUGCUCCCAAAUGUAUCCAAACAAGGCCCUCCAGUGGUCAACAAAACCAUCAAGAAAACCACCACUGAUACUGUCUUCCUCUUCACCAAACUGAGGAAGUAUUUCCCUUAUGUGCUGACUGUUACCCCGGCAACAGCAGCCGGGCCUGCCUACAACCACACCAGCACAAUGUACCUACGGACGGAUGAUGAUGUCCCCAGUUCUGCGCCACUGCUGGUGUCAACAACGAACCUGUCGUCAUCCUCCAUCGCCGUUGUAUGGCAGCGCCCUCUUGAGGCUAAUGGGGAGAUUACAGAGUAUACCCUCACUCUGUUCAGCCCAGUGGGCUUAAACACCACACAUACCCCCAACAGCUCCUUCACGUUCACUAACCUACUUCCGUACACAGCUUAUAACCUGACCAUUAGCGCUGCAACACGUAAAGGCUCAGGGCCCAUCCUGGUGCUGAUGCUGCAUACCGAUGAAGGGGGCCCAAUGUCCCCUCCACGUGACCUGACUAUUUUCAAUCACACGGCCGUCUCUGUGUGGUUGAGCUGGGAGCCCCCCCUGGAGCCCAAUGGGGUGGUGAUACAGUACGGCUUCAGGAUUCAAAACCUCAUCACACACAUCGUCACACACCAGAAUUCAUCCGGGCCAUCAACCACUGAAUACAUAUCUGGCUUCAAGCCUCAUAGUACCUAUGAGAUCAGUGUUUACUCUUUCACCCGAGUGGGCCACGGGAACCAGUUUAGCAGCCCUGUGACCUUCACCACUAAUGAGUCAGUGUCAGAAGCUAUUGGGAACCUGUCGUGCUCAGGGAUCAGUUGGGAUUCCGUUCAGCUAUCUUGGGAACCUCCAGCCAACCCGAAUGGACAGAUCCUCUUUUACGAGAUUCUAAUAGAAAUGGACUUGCAGUCCUACACACACCAGGUCAACACAUCAGAAUACACAGUGACUGGACUGCCACCAGAGCAGGAGUAUCUGCUAAGUGUGGCUGCAGUCAACUCUGCAGGGCUAGGAGAUCAAACCAACUGUACUGCUUCUACACUUUCAGAGUCAGCCCCAUCUGCCCCUCGCUUCCUCACCAUCUCUCAGGUCACCCCCAACAACAUCACACUCCAGUGGGAUCCCCCCCUCUCUAUCCCGGGCCUGCUGAUAGAAUACCACCUCCUUGCACAGCUACUCACCACUAGCUGUGGACCUGACAACCUCAUUGCUGCACAACAAGACCAGAGUGAAGAAGCAGACUCGGACUGUGUGAAAUCCACUAUCACAAUGUCAAUUAACGCUUCAGAAGAGGACCCCAGUGUCACGGUCCAUCCUCUGGCUAAAUACAGACACUACCGCUUCAAAUUGGCCGCUGUGACUAAUGCAGGAGUUGGAGAAUAUACACAGUGGAUCUAUGCACGCACCCUAGCUGGCAACCCGGACGCGCCUCCACGUGACCUCAGGGUGACUUCCACUUCCAGCAGCCUCCGUAUCGCGUGGCACCCUCCAGCCAUUAUCUCUGGACCAACAUCUUAUCUUGUGGAGGUGGAUGGUCCUGGUUUGAAUUACUCUGCAGUUAGAGCUCCGGGGGAGUUGACAACUGUGGUUGUGACUAAUUUAACUGCUUUCUCACGUUAUUCUGUGACUGUAACUGCUUUUACUGGUUCAGUAGAGCACGCCCCUAAGGAUGGGAAAGCUGUUGGGCCCAUCCUGUUUCUGACGUUGGAGGAAGAGCCUAAAGAUCCACCCAAAAACGUGGUGGUUUCUGUCAUUCCGGAUGAGGUAAACCAAGUAAAGGUGACCUUCACCCCGCCAGAGGAGCCCAAUGGACAAAUCACGUCCUACUUUGUAUACAUCUUUGAAAAAGAACUACUGGUGAGGAACAUCAGCCUUAACACCACCCAAAACGACAAUAGCAUGCUGAGCGCGGUGAUAGAUGGCCUAAAAGGUGGUCAUGACUACAGUAUUCAGAUUUCAGCAAAGAACAGCGCUGGUAGGAGUCCACCCAGCCCACAUGUCCAGAUAACGACUGGAAUCAAAGCCCCGGCCAAGCCCACCCAAAGACCCCAAGCAGUGCUCGGCCAUAGAGGUGUUGCCAUGGUUACCCACAGGAGUAUCACCAUUCGAAUGCCUGCGUGUUUCUAUAGUGACGAAAAUGGACCAAUCGCAAAAAUUCAGGUCAUCGUGGCUGAGUCAGGGGUGAAGGACACAUCAAACCUAACUAACUGGAGGAAUGCAUUCUUUGGCCAUCCCGCGCCGUAUGUUACUGACCAGGGCUUCCGCAACCCAUCAUGUUCAGGGGACACGAGGGACGCACGGAGUGUCUCUAGGGGCAAGCAUCUUCUGCCAAGACACAAUAACACUAUGGCGACUACCUAUGUGAUAGGAGUACAUGAUGAGUGUAUGCAGGAGAACGACACUGACACUUUGUGUAAUGGACCUCUAAAGGCCAACACUGUAUAUGUGUUUAAGUUCAGAGCGACUAACAUCAUUGGCCAGUACACUGACUCUGAAUACUCUGACCAUAUUAAAACUGCAGUUGAUGGACUGUUGACCAGAGAUGAGCAGAUCAUUCUUGGUGUACUCCUCUCCUUUUUUUUGGCGGUGCUACUGAUUGUCAUCAUCUGUGUAUCUGUCAAGUUCCACCAGCGCAAGAAGGAGGGUGGAACGUAUUCUCCCAGGCAAGCAGAGAUCAUUGAGACCAAGUAUAAACUGGAUCAGCUGAUUGCUGUGGCAGAUUUGGAACUGAAACAAGAAAAAGUCAACCGGUAUUCUUCCUUCUUCUUUAGACGAAAGGAGAUAUAUGUCAUCCAACUCCUCAGCUACAGGAAAUCACUCAAGCCCAUCAAUAAAAAGUCCUUCCUCCAGCAUGUGGAGGAUCUAUGCAGUAAUGACAAUGCCAAAUUCCAGGAGGAAUUUUCUGAGCUUCCCAAACUGCUUCAGGACCUGGCAACCACUGAUGCUGACCUGCCCUGGAAUAAAUCCAAGAACCGUUUUCCCAAUAUAAAACCUUAUAAUAACAAUAGGGUGAAACUGCUGUCAGAACCUGGAACUGCCGGCUCAGACUACAUCAACGCCAGCUUUGUUGCAGGUUACCUGUGUCCCAAUGAGUUUAUUGCAACCCAGGGUCCAUUACCCAACACAGUGGCUGACUUUUGGAAGAUGAUUUGGGAAACAGGAAGUCGCACCAUCGCUAUGCUCACACAGUGUCACGAAAAAGGCAGGAUUCGUUGUCACAAAUACUGGCCUGAGGACAACAAACCCAUGUCAGUGUUUGGCGACAUCCUUAUAUCCAAAGUAUCGGAAGAAAUCCUUCCUGACUGGACUGUCAGAACCCUGAAAGUAGAAAAGCACGGCCAUUACAUUUUGGUUCGCCACUUCAACUACACAUCAUGGCCCGAGCACGGGGUCCCAGAAUCCUGCAGCACUCUCAUCAAGUUCGUCAGAGCGGUCCGAGCGCACCGGCAUGACAACACCACUAUAGCGGUCCAUUGCAGUGCUGGUGUGGGCAGAACAGGCGUGUUCAUCGCUCUGGACCAUCUCAUUCAACACAUCAGAGAUCACGAUUUUGUGGACGUUUACGGUCUAGUGGCUGAACUGCGCAGUGAGAGGAUGUGCAUGGUACAGAACCUGGCCCAGUACAUCUUCUUGCACCAGAGCACAUUGGAACUACUGAACAAUAAAGGCAACAGCCAGUCCAUAUGGUUUGUCAGCUACUCUGCUCUGGAGAAGAUGGACUCCCUGGAUGCCAUGGAAGGUGAUGUUGAACUGGAAUGGGAAGAGACUACAAUGUAACAAUGUAGACACUUUGCCAGAAGAUGGCUAUGUUCAUUAGAAGAUGGUGGAGGUCAAAGGCACCCUUCGAACAUUGCUGCUCCCUUCAAGGAACGUCUUGUUUUCACGGUGAGGAAGUGGUAGAGCGCUCUAUCACAUUUUUGCACACACUGAGUCCGCUGUGUAUUGUCAUGACUGUAUUAUAUACCGAAACCCCUUUGUGUUUUGGUAAGAUAAUUUAUUCAGCCAUAUUUUUUUUUCUAUGUCUUUGUAAAUUCUGCCUGCGUUGAGGAGUUGACAGCAUUCCAGUUUUGGGUUUAUUCUUUCCUCAAGAGUGAUUUGCAAUAAUAAAAGCCUUUUUUCAAAUUUUUACAUCCUUUAUAGUUGAAUUAGCGGUACCCUUAAGGACUCUUUGAGCAAAUGAAGCAACAUCGUAUCCCAUUAAGCUUGUAUGACUCCUGUACAGGAAAUAAGCAUGCAGUUAGGUUCGCAGACACCACAGUGACUUCUGUAUAAGUCAAUCAACAUGUGAUUGAAAUCCACACUUUAAUUAAAGGGGACCUUAUGCUUUUUCAACUUUUCUGACAUUUAAUGUAGUUAGAACGUUGUAUUCUCGUGUUAAAAGAGUUUCAGAUAAUGAGGUUUGUGUAUUUGGAUGUGAGCCCUGAAAGACAUUUGGGAUGUCACAGAUGAGCUGGCUUCCUUAUGGGUGUGGCUAUAAGCCAAAUACGCUCUCUCCCCUCCGCAAACUGGAAGAUUUUGGAAGAUCUAGAAAGUCUUCUGUGAUGGUUAUUGUGUGUAGCUGCUCUAUAGGAGUCCACAACUCAACACAAAGGGUUGAAAAAUGAGCAUAAUAGGUCCACUUUAAGAGGUGUUACAAAAAUAUGUAAUUUAGCAUUCAGACAUUACAGCUUUAAUUUUCAGGGGUCACAAGAGUAGAGAGCAUUCUCUCUCUUCUUAAGAGAGAAAUGAAAUUUGGAUAGAAAGUUGGAGUAGUCAGUGUACAGCUUGUGCAGCAGUGAGCUGCACGGUUUACUGGAAUUCUCUUCC